AUGCUGCUCAAAGCAAUGCUCGGCUCGCUGUCCGCCGGAAGUCAUGUCAUCUCGAUCAUUCUGGUGCAAAACACGAUUGUCGACGAGCUCAAUCUGUCGAGCGUGCUCAAGGCCGUCCUGGUCGCGGCCACAUUUGCAGGGUGGCUGGUUGGCGCCUUCUUUUGGGGAUUCAUCAUUGACAAGUAUGGACGUCGACCGGGACUCCUUGCAUCGCUGGCAGGAGUCACCAUUCUCGGUGCGGCGCUGUCUGCUUCGCAAGAUUUCCCGACGCUCAUCUCGCUCAGAGUCCUGACCGGCGCACAAAUCGGUGGAACAAUGCUCUGCUCGUUCACGCUGCUAUCCGAGUACAUUGCUCCGAGCAAACGGGGUAUCGUCAGCACGCUAUGGCAGACGGCAUUCGGCAUUGGCAUCAUGCUGAUGGCGCUCGGAGGGUACAUUGCCGUCCAAGUGCUCGAGGCGUCCUGGCACUGGGUGUUGGCCAUCGCGUGCAUUCCGAGUCUCCUCGCCGUUGCCGUCUUGUACUUUGUACUGCCCGAGUCUCCUCGCUACCUGCUUGUCCAAAAGCGGUACGACGACCUGACGGAUUGUUUGCAAACUGUCGUGGAUUGCAAUGGCGUGGAAAUGAUUGUCGUGUUGCCGCUGCACGAUCCCGACGCCGCCUUCUUCCCAGAUCCACGCACUGUGCACAGCAUCGAGCAUCACACCUACCACGCGAUUUCUCCCUCCUCCACUGUUGUUGCAGUCAAGUCGGAAGACGCCGAGAACGAGACUGGCAACGUCAACGGGCGUUCGAGCGAUUCAGCAACGUCCUCGCCAAGCACGACCCACACCUUGUCGCGGCACGGCAGCAAUCGCUCCACGCAAGACAUUGUGGUGGUCUCCCCGUCCGAAAUUUCCUACAAGGAGCAGCACUCCACGGAUGAUCAAGUGCUGCUCCCCCACCACGGUCACGGCCCUGCAAAAGGGCCUGUGCUGAGUGAUCUCGUCGCCCCUGCACUUCGGCGAAGCACGCUGGUUCUUGGGUUUGUGUGGUUUACCAACAGUCUGGUUUACUACGGCUUGACGUUUCUCGCCGCCGACCUCAGCUCGAACGUUUUCUUCAACACUUUUCUGUCUGGCCUAGUGGAGAUUCCUGGUUACUUGGUGGCCGUGCUCCUGGUGGAUCGCAUCGGUCGGAAAAAGAGCUUGAAUCUCUUUAUGCUGAUCGCUGGAUGCGCGACGGCCACCAUGAUUGCGCCGCUCGAGACACUGGAAAUACUGUGGUGGCGUGCGUCGGCAAGCUCUGCAUCAGUGCAGCAUUCGCUCUGA
Messenger RNA from Capsaspora owczarzaki ATCC 30864, 1308 nucleotides. RefSeq lists its product as hypothetical. The transcript is spliced from 2 exons. The coding region runs from base 1 to 1308 and encodes 435 amino acids. Gene Ontology annotation, molecular function: transmembrane transporter activity. Gene Ontology annotation, biological process: transmembrane transport. NCBI's taxonomy places the organism in Eukaryota, Filasterea, Ministeriida, Capsasporidae. The record is from RefSeq and is a predicted model, not a curated record. Gene Ontology annotation, cellular component: membrane.